Messenger RNA from Colletotrichum karsti, 930 nucleotides. RefSeq lists its product as uncharacterized. The record is from RefSeq and is a predicted model, not a curated record. The transcript is spliced from 4 exons. NCBI's taxonomy places the organism in Eukaryota, Fungi, Ascomycota, Sordariomycetes, Glomerellales, Glomerellaceae.
UUGGAUGCUCUUAUUGAUGCUAGUUGCCAGACAUGCCUCUUCGUCGAAUCGAUCAUCACGCAGCUGGGAAUCAACAUCGGAUUCGGUCGUCACUUCUACGACAUCGACCCGCCGAACCUGAUGACGAUAGCGAUGUACACGUCCAUAGGAGCCUCGAUCUCCUGUUUCGCCUCAACAGGAAGCAAAGUAGGAUUCGGCGUAACGUUGCUUCGGUUGACGGAAGACUGGUACAGAGCGUUUGUCUGGUUCGCCGUCGUCACCUUGACCAUCGUCAUGUUGCCCAGUGCGACCCUGACAUGGCUCAAGUGCACCCCGGUUCAAAAGAAUUUCAACAGCCAGAUGGAAGGGACGUGUUGGGACAAAGCCAUCACUCUGAAUUACGGAAUCUUCAACGCAGCUUGGUGUGCGGCGAUGGACUUUCUUUUGGCGCUGGUUCCGUGGAAACUGAUCUGGGGGCUUCGCAUGCGGAAACAUGAAAAGCUUGGUAUCUGCAUCGCGAUGAGCCUUGGUUGGCUCUCAGGGGUCUGUGCAAUUAUCAAGGGCGUCUAUCUUGUACAGUUGGAACAGGGAGACUUUUUCUUCAAUGGCAAAGAUGUCACAAUCUGGACGGCAGUUGAGACAGCAACUGCCAUCGUCGCUGGAUCAAUACCCGUUCUCAGAGUAUUUUUCAACGAGAAGGCAUCGACUUUUGGAUCCAACAACAACAAUAAAAGCCAUAACUCUCACGAUAUCGAGUUGAACACAUACCAUACAACGGCCGACUCAUCGGAAACUACCAACACAGCAGAACCUCACACUCAACCCCCAGGCGGCACUUUGAUUGUUCGCCCUAAAAGUCACGGCGUUCUUGAAGAUAUCAUCGAGAUUGAAACGCCUUCAGAAGAAUAUGACAUGCACGACCGGUACCAGAACGGAAUGAGCGUGGUGUAA